AUGGGUGGAAAUGGGAAGCGCUUUCGUUCUCAUCGUGAUGACGUGGAUAGCAAGAACCAAAAGAGGCGAGUGGAUAGAGAAAGAGAUAGAGACCAGAAGGGUAAUGAUGAACUGAUAGUGUAUAGGAUUCUUUGCCCUGACGGUGUUAUUGGGAGCGUGAUUGGAAAGAGUGGAAAAGUAAUUAACUCGAUCCGGCAAGAGACAACAGCAAAGGUCAAGGUGUUGGACCCAUUCCCUGGUGCUAGAGAUAGAGUUAUCACGAUUUAUUGCUAUGUUAGAGAGAAGGAGGAUGUUGAAGUUGAUGAUGAAUUCAAUAAUAAGGAACCUCUCUGUCCUGCUCAGGAUGCGCUCCUCAAGGUACACGAGGCUAUUGCAAAUGCAGUGGCUAUGGUCGGGGAUUUUGACAGGAAGAAUAACGACAAAAAUAAGGAGUGUAAGAUUCUUGUUCCAUCUAGCCAGUCUGCCAAUAUUAUUGGGAAAUCCGGUACCACCAUUAAGAAGUUGAGAAACAAGACAAGGACAAACAUCAAGAUCACUUCCAAGGAUGCCAGUGACCCGUCUCAUUCUUGUGCAUUGAAGUUUGACAAUUUUGUGGUGAUAUCUGGCGACUCAGAGGCAUUGAAGAAAGCACUUUUUGCCAUUUCUGCUAUCAUGUACAAGUUUUCACCGAAGGAAGAUAUUCCUCUUGAUGCUUCCAUCCCAGAAACCCCUCCUAGCAUUAUCAUCCCGUCAGAUGUUCCCAUAUAUCCUGCAACUGGAUUUUAUCAAAGUGUAGAUCCUAUUAUCCCAUCCAGAUCUGUUCCUUCUAUUUUAGGUCCUGCAGACGCACUGGACAUACCUAGUCGUGCUGAUGCUGGGAACACGUGGUCAGUUUAUUCAUCCACUCUUCCUGUGGUGUCUGGUUAUGGUGGUGCGUCUCGAUCAGAGGAGUUGACCAUAAAAGUGUUGUGUCCAUCAAAUAAAAUUGGCCGUGUUAUUGGCAAAGGAGGAAGUUCCAUCAAACGUAUAAGGCAGGACAGUGGUGCUCAUAUUGAGGUUGAGGACCCAAAGACCAAUUACAAUGAGUGUGUGGUCAGCAUUAUCUCAACAGAGUCAAUGGAUGAUCUGAAGUCCACAGCUGUCGAAGCUGUGUUAUUGCUGCAAGGAAAGAUAAAUGAUGAAGAUGAUGAUACGGUAACUUUGCGGCUUCUUGUUCCAUCUAAGGUUAUUGGAUGUAUAAUCGGGAAAAGUGGUUCAAUCAUAAAUGAAAUCAGGAAGAGAACUAAAGCAGAUAUACGAAUCUCCAAGGGCGAGAAGCCUAAAUGUGCAGAUGCAAAUGAUGAACUUGUUGAGGUUGUUGGCGAAGUUGUUAGUUUGAGAGAUGCACUUAUUCAGAUUGUCUUGAGGCUGCGAGAUGAUGUGUUGAAAGACAAAGAAGGUGGCCGCAUUUCUUCUGGUGGUGCUGGUUUCUCGGUGCCCUCAGUUUUGCCUAGUAUUCGUCCGGCUGCUCCUCUGGGCUAUGAGCACAGUGCCGAAACUGAGAGUGGAGUUGGCCUGCUUUCCUCCAGAACCUAUGGGUCUCUGUUGACUGGAGAUAGUGGCUAUGGAUCAUUUUCCUCCCAUUCAUCAUCAUUGUAUGGAGGAUUGCCUUCACCUUCAACUGUGGAAAUGGUUGUACCCGCAUAUGCAGUUGGUAAAGUCAUGGGCAAACGUGGCAUGAAUAUUGAGAAUAUACGUAAGAUAUCUGGUGCAGCAAUAGAGAUUUCAGAUUCCAAAUCUUCCCGAGGUGAUCGCGUGGCUUUAAUAUCGGGCACAGCUGAGGAGAAGCGUGCAGCUGAAAACUUGAUACAAGCAUUCAUAAUGGCCACUUAA
Fraxinus pennsylvanica is the source of this 1851-nucleotide messenger RNA. The record is from the annotation of a GenBank genome assembly. Lineage: Eukaryota; Viridiplantae; Streptophyta; Magnoliopsida; Lamiales; Oleaceae.